GGAUCCCCCGUUCACCGUACCAUUUCGCGUCACCGGCUUGGACUGGUCUGAGAGAGGAGGCAACCGCUGCCACCUGGGCUCCGGAAAGCUCGUUAAACGCCGACGUAUUGACGUUUCGCGCGUGUAUUCUCGCUCGCUGCCGCGGGUUACCUCCGCAACGUCCGAACGCGUUCGUAACGUUGUUCACAAGUGCUGGUGUUCAGUGAGGAUAGCGGAUAAAGGGACCCUGGCCGGGCUCUUCUACUGCCAGAAACAGGUUGUCGCGGGCAUCGCUGAGGAAGAUGAGGAUGCUGCAUAGCUCGCUUUGCCUUACCUCGCUAUGAGACUCCCGCAUGGUGUCCUGGAUCUUCCGUCGAAUAGGACAGUGGUGACAGUGUUAAAAUAGUAAAAGAAAACAAGACUUUUCAUUCGGCAGCUGACAUUCGAUUUGGGACACAUGUUCCCGCGGGAGUGAGACGGGUCCAGAUAGUGAACGAUGCGACUCGUGCGUUGGCUCCGGCAGGAUGAUGAGGAAUCAUCCGCGCGCGUUCACGGGUUGUCGAUAACGGCGGUGUGAGAGAGUUCGGCGGUCGCGUCUGAGGCGGAAUAUCGCCCGGACGAUAUUAAACCAGUGAAUGAGAUUGGACAAGAUUGCGCGGCAAUCUGGUGAACCGCUUCCUCGAAGAGGCAGGUUCUCACGUUGUGAGAAUGCGUGGUGUUUGAAGGGCUGAACCUUCGCGGCCCCAAUCGGCCGCAAAACGAAUCAUCAGGUGUGUUUUGAUUGAGUGCUCCAACUGGUAGAUCGAACCUUUUCCCCAAAGAGGCGAAGGUAGGUAUGUGCACUACGGAGAUGACAGAAUCCUACACGAUGUCGCCAUCGACGACGGUAUCUUCGAGCGCUGCGACGCCUGGAUGCGGGAGCGGCUCGCCGGGUCACCGACGGACAUCGUGCAGAGGAUCGCCCAGUCGAGGGGACGUUCAGGACGACGAGGACGAGAUCUCCGUAGGCUGUCCUAGUCCUCUACCGCUAGUGGUGGUGUCUCCCAACACGGAGGAUGAGCUAGCCUCUUCCCGGGAGGACUAUGCUGAUCGCUUGAGUCCUAGAAGGUCCUACCCGCGAGACUCGCUCGCAGACGACGAGGAAAGAGACUACUCCAGAAACGGCGACUACAGGAUGUCGAACGGCCGGACCGGCGGCAAGACGCGCGACAGCAACGACUCGGUGACGACGAUUCAUGACGACGAGGAGGACGAGGAGGAGGAGGAGGAUGAUGUGGAUAGCAGGACCGGUAGCAGCGGUGCAACUGCUACUGGCGCAGACGACUAUUUCAAACCGCUCAAACGUCUGAAGAUGGUGCAGAUGCAACACUCGGACGACGAGGACGAGAGAGAGCGGGAGUCCAAUGAUCGAGGGGUCAAGUCUUUCAGUAUCCUGGAUAUUCUCUCGCAUCGGCCAAAGGCGAAGAUUGUUCGUCCCUGGGACACGGUAGACUCUGGUGUCGGACACCAGCAUCGUCACGUGCAGCAUCAGCAUCAGCAGCAGCAACAUCACCAUCUGCAUCACCAUCACCAUCACAGUCACGUAACCGGGCCCCGGGACCUUUCGCUGAUGGGCAUGUCACUCGCGUCCAUGUCCGGCUCCAUCAGCGAGCCGCCACUGAGCAGCUCCUCGUCGUCCGGAAGGAGCUCCGUGUCGGAUUCCGGUAGCCCGGACCCACUCACCCAUCAUCACCAUCAUCACGCCGCGCUCCAUCACGCGGGCAUUCAUCCCGGCCUGCAUCACCCGGCGCUCCAGCAGCCGCAGUCGCAGCAGCCACAGCAGCAACAGCAAUUCAAGAGGAAAACGCCGCAGCAACACGGCUCGCACGCCGGUCAAAACGGCAAGAGAACCACCGGCCAGGGCAGCCCUCUAGAUGCCCUCUUCCAGAUGACCAGCAAGACCUUCGACGCGGGCGAGCAUAGUCAGGACAUGGACGUUUCGGUACUCUCGUUGAGACUCGUUUUAUUUCUAUCGCAAUACGUGGAGAAUGAAUGGAAUUCUAGCGUGAUCUUUUCUCUUACGUCUCAUUGUGUUGGAGAAUCGAGCGUUGCUAAUUCGUUGCUAAUGAUUUGUAAGGUAAAGUUUCUAAUGAACCUUAUGAUUAUGUUUAAGAAUAGAUUACUAUAUAUAGUAUCGAAAAUAGUUGUUGUUCCUUGGAAUACUUGUUCGUUUAAAUCGUUCCGCUGUUACUUAACCAAUGCAGAAUAAAAUUUGUUUUAAAAGAACUUGAUGUAUCUUCUGCAGUACAGUCUCUGCAUGAAGCCAAAAGAUCGACGAUUAAGUAAAUAUAAUUAAACGUACGCGCGAAAGUCAAAGUCGACUGUACAUGCUGUGUAAUUAUUGAUAAAUACCUUGUUACAUGUUGUAUAAUUAUUGAUAAAUACCUUGUUACAAUAAAUACAUUGUGAGAUCAACUGCUACUUGAUGCGAACAAUUUCAUAUCUGAAUCGCAGUAUUUCGUGCUGAUUUAUUUAUGCGAAUGCUGCGAAUAUCUCGUUGCAAUAUGAAAUAGAUAUUUCUCGAGAAAGAAGUAUCAGAAAACACUUUAUCUAGACGUUCCAAGCAUUUAUGUUUCCAGCAAGAAAUCAUUAGGCAAUAAUUCCCCGCUAAUAAACUGAACGUGAAAUUGUUUCAAACUCGAUUAACAAAUCAAAUGAUUGAUUGAUAUUACUGACGGGAAUAAAUUCAACAAUAUUUAUUCAUCUCAAUCAUUAGCCUCACCACUACGUGAUUCUCGCAUACGUGAAAGUAUUAUUUUCAAUCUACAUUAUUCAAUCCACAAGUUAAAUAUAUUACAGCAUUAUUAUACACAGUGAAACAUUAAUUUUGCGCGCGCCUCGCACCACACACGAUUUCAGCCAAGCGACGGCAAGCUGUUACCGGAACGGUAAACAGUUUCCAGAAACGCAGAGUGCGAGCCUUGUUCUCAUUUUUAUGUUGCUUCCGCUUUACAUUUGCGAUUACGUGAUUUCAAUUUUACGCCAAUCCCCGAAACUUCAGUCUGUCGUAUAAAAAUUGACGUCAGUCAGCAUAUAUGUAUUUAUAAUCAGUAUAACACUUAAUAAAAGAAAUGCAAAUCGUCUCUGCGUCUCGUAAUCGAGUCUCGAACGUAGUCGCCCGUGCAGAGUUUCGCUCGGGAUUCCACUGUUACACCACCGUCGAAUUUAUAUCCCGAACAAACGAGGUAGAACGCGCGCGAAGACGCGCCGCUGAUCGUUCGCAGAACCUAUCGCUCGUAAUUGGUGAGCUUAAAUAUCGCCGAUGAAUACGGGCUUUAAUUUUGAUUGAUGUUCCCGGCGAGAGAGUCAGGAAGCGCGGCCCGCGCGCGAUCCUUUCAAAAGCGUCGCUUUAUUUUACACUCUUUCACUCGGCCCUGCGUCUCGGAACGCGUACGGAACGCUUGAAAUUUCGUGGUGCGUUAGAUGUGACAGGUUCCGAAAAUACGAGUCAGCAGACUUGCUGCUCCGGAGCAAUCCUUAGAUUCAACGACAUUUUUCAAUCAGAGUCACGGUGUCGCGAGUGACGGACCAAUCAAGAGUAAUCCUUGCCGUCUAUAAAACUAAUCGCCCACUAUUAACGUGGACGUAUAAUGGAUGAAUAAUGAAGGAAUAAUUAAUAUAGUUUUACAUAUAAAUAAGGCAAUGAAAUUGCCGCGGAAUGUACUGUUGCAUAACCGAAAGAAAUAUGAUGAAGCCACCGCUUGGCUCCUGCUAUUAUUUAACGUAAUUAAAACUAAAUGAUGGAUAACUGUAAUUUUUUGUGUGCGUAUAUUGCAUCGCGCACUACACUUAACAUUAUCCCAGUGACAGACAAUCUAUUACACCGAGCAAUCCGUCAAUUACAGUUUAAGUCAUUUGUUCUCUCAAUCAUACACACAAUCGUUUCUUCGAAGUCUGCGCGUUCCAAUUCGAGCGUUCUUGAGACUAGGUGUCGUUCGCCACGUCGUUUAAAUAACGCUCGCUUAAUCGUGUAAAUUGCGCCUGUUUGUUCAACGGCGCGAGCGCAAUUAAUUAUCGUUAAUGCAUAAUGCAUGUUGCCGCGGUGUGCUGAUUACAAUAUUAUCCGCGGCGUAAAGAGGCGCAUUAUUUGUUAAACGUAAUUGAUAAAUUCUCCGGUCGCCCGCGCGACCAUCCGAUAUUAACGUGACAGCCGCAGAAACGGGAGCGUUUUACCGUCUACCGUGUUUCUCGAAUUCUCAUAUGUGACGGAAAUGCCGGGCAAUAAGCGUCAGCCGAGGGAGAUCACGGCGAAUCCACGUGUAUUACGACGAUCUUUAACUCUCUAUUGAUUCCUCGCUCGCGGAUCACGCAUCUGCGAUGUCCCGAAGCGACAUGUGAGAGAUUACUGCGGCGGACAGCCGCCUUUCCGUUCUGCUCGAGAAUUCCGUGACGCAUGACACACCUUCACAACGUAUACGUCAGUAAUAAUGACGGCUCUUACGAGUGUGACGACCGGAUAUAUUUUCUAAUUGUUCACAAUACCUCGCGCAGCUCUCACCAAAACGUCGUGGAGACGACGAGCUGUUUCUUUCCUGUUUCAGCGAUCUGUGAUUAGACCUGUGCUGAAAAAUCGUUAGCGAAGUAAUUGAUCUUUUACGUAUAACGCAUGUAGUGUAUAGUUUAUUAUUGAAUUAGUGAAUAAGGAAUAAUAAUAUAAAAUAUAAUAACGAGGAAAAUAUAUAGAUCAAGAUUACAACAAUAAUAAUAAUAAUAAAUUGAGGAAUAUUUUCGAGGUCUGAAUUCAAAUCGAGUUUACGCCUCAAUCUGGACGAGCCGCGCGUUAAGCCUCACAAUAAUUCCAAUUACAAGAAUCGCGAGAUCGGCGUGAGAUCCGGGCCGGCGCGAAAUCGCAGCGCGCUUAACACCCGCCGCGCAUUGUGUUAAUCGCUUUUCAGAAGCGCGUUUCUGCGAACGACACUAAUAUUAGCGGCCGGCGCGGCGGCGCGAGUUACGAGCUCUAGAUGCGUACCGUAAUUAAAUGACGAGACUUUUUCUCAGCGCGCGACGAUCAUUGCCGGCGCGCACGUUUCUCGCGCGAUAUUAUUAUUAGGCGUGCACGCCGUGCCCCGGCACCUAUGUCGAUGCCGGCGAGUAUUAGCUUCAAAAGAGGUGCCACGAGCUUGGCCGCCGACGAUUGAUGGCGUACGAGAGGCACAAGUGCGCGAUUACGCGAUCGCCACUAAUGGAUAAGUACAGUCGUCGCGCGCCAAGCCCGUCGUGCGCGCAUUUGUCAUUACGCAGAUAUCGAUCGGCACUCGUUCGAUUUCGCGUAUCGAGGCGCGCUAUCGGAGUGUUAUGGGGGUGGCGUCGCGCGGGGGUCAAGAAUUCGCGGGGUUUUGCGAACGGGGUUAGAGAGACGUUGCGAUUCGAUAUCUGGGAGGAGUUAGUGGUCUGAUUUGUGCAUUCAACAGUGGGCACGUUCGUGAACUCUCUUCGACCCGCGUGGGCUUGCGAAGAUAACGAGCUCUUCUCUUUACCGAGAACGGCUUUGGUCCAGCGGUCCCUUCCAAUCGGGUCCUAGUAAGAUUCUGUGCAUCUCUAGUUAUCGCGCUUGCUUCCCGGAAAAAUAUCGGCACUUCUGCAGGAUCGUAAAACUCACUUUAGAAAUCCAUGCUCCUUGUUUACGUUACUUUAGUGGACGGUGCCGCGAUGCAUGCCCGCCUCUGUCGGCAUGCUGAAACGACAGGCUGCACUUUCCUUUCCUUUUUUCCUUUUCGGAAGGAAAUACGUCAUAAAGUAUGACGAAUCCACGGUAAAUAAUAGCCGAUCACGAGGGUAGUUCCUGGAGGGUAGUAACAAUUGCCGUCUCGAUACGGUAGGGCCAGACGCAUCCUUGUGCCGCUGUCCUCGUCGUCGGUGCACACACAGACGUUUAAUUUUACGAUGAUUAUUGCGGAGACCAUCGCUGGACCGGCGAUCUUAAACUGUGGCGGAUCCGAUUCUGCGACAAAGUGAUGCCUGCCUCUCGGGAAACGAAAGGGUUUUACGAGCCUUCCUGAGGACGCGCCGAAAUAAAGUACCGGCGUCUGCUUUACGAUCGAGCUCAUGUACAAGCGGAUCUCUCUGCCGGAUCUCCAGACGGGAGAUUUUCCUCCUCAGGUAAUCGGACUGGGGAAACCGGAAAAUUUUUGAUGCGUCGGUAAUCAUGAGAGGGAGGUCGAUUGAUGUUUAUACACGUGUGCGCGCACGGGGACACUUCUUCCCCAAUUAUCACCCGAAAAUCCAAUCUCACAAAAGAGCCCACGUUUAUUUUGACCGUCAACUCGCACCCCGACAAACGGAUUGGUAUAGAGAUGCGCUCGUAUACAGAAACCAACAAGAUAAGCGAAAACGUCUGCUCAUUUUAUUUACGCUCGGAUGAAACAUGUUAGAGUAAUUCGGCAAACAGAUUCUCCGGUGGACUGUCUCUUUGUCCUGAAAUGAUUUCUCUUGACAAAAA
Ooceraea biroi (clonal raider ant) is the source of this 6457-nucleotide messenger RNA. Its product is annotated as polycomb group protein Pc. Gene Ontology annotation, cellular component: nucleus. Gene Ontology annotation, biological process: regulation of transcription by RNA polymerase II. The record is from RefSeq and is a predicted model, not a curated record. Gene Ontology annotation, molecular function: DNA-binding transcription factor activity, RNA polymerase II-specific; sequence-specific double-stranded DNA binding. NCBI's taxonomy places the organism in Eukaryota, Metazoa, Arthropoda, Insecta, Hymenoptera, Formicidae.